Maniola jurtina (meadow brown) is the source of this 2222-nucleotide messenger RNA. Its product is annotated as zinc finger protein 354A-like. NCBI's taxonomy places the organism in Eukaryota, Metazoa, Arthropoda, Insecta, Lepidoptera, Nymphalidae. The coding region runs from base 142 to 1737 and encodes 531 amino acids. Gene Ontology annotation, biological process: regulation of transcription by RNA polymerase II. The record is from RefSeq and is a predicted model, not a curated record. Gene Ontology annotation, molecular function: RNA polymerase II cis-regulatory region sequence-specific DNA binding; zinc ion binding; DNA-binding transcription factor activity, RNA polymerase II-specific. Gene Ontology annotation, cellular component: nucleus. The transcript is spliced from 9 exons.
UCUUUGACUGUAAUAGUGGUGUCCAUUGUUGAAAUCGGUGGUUGAUAAGUAAUUUCUUUUCUAUAUUCGACAUCAAUAAUAUCCGAUGCUCUCCGAUCAACUCACGGAUUUUAUCAUCACUAAAGUUUUUAGUUUGUAAUAAUGUUAGAACCUAGCAGAGGUAUCAAUAAUAUUAUGUCGACCUGUCGUAUAUGUUUGUCCAGCAAGAGACCACUGUGCCCGCUUUUUAGAUACGAAUUAUCUGGGAACUAUGCAGAAAUGCUUACAGCAAUUGCAGACGUUAAGGUGGCGGCCAAUGAUGGACUACCAGAAAAGAUUUGCAACAAAUGUUGUACAUCAUUAGAGAAAGCAUAUCUUCUUAAAACCAUUGCAGAAAGAUCAGAUCGUGAGCUAAGAAAAUUUUGUGCGAGAAACAGUAAAAAUGUGGCAACUAAAAAGAUUGCCUUUGAUUCAUUCACUGAUAUUAAAAGUGAGAUUGCUCCAUUGGCUAUCAAAGAUGAACCAAAAUGGGAAAUGGAAAUAGAUACGUCGAGGAUCAAUAUGCCACCAGCAAAUGUUGAUGUUGUAGAUCUUAAGGAUAUAGUUAUUGCUGAUACUGUUAUAAGGAAAGUGGGCUCUGCUGAUUCCAAAUCAAAUAUUAGUAUUGAUGUUGAUAAUGACUUUUUCGAUGAUGACGUGUAUCAUGACGACGAUGACGAUGACUAUGUACCCCCAACAGAGAAACCGAAGAAUAAGUUCAAGAAACCAAAACUGUCAGAUAUUAAGGUUUUUAAGGGGAAAAAACCGAUUGUUAAAAAAGUUAAAGUUAUAAAACAAUAUAAGCAAAAUCCAUAUGGAGAGUCGAGUACUAUAGUCAUUGAUGACAAAAAAUCAACAACUAUAACUUGUUAUCCGAUUAUGAAGAAUGGUGCAAAGGGCCCUGCUAUUCUGCUAAGGAGACCAAAAGAUGCAACAAUAUUAAAGAUUCAUCCAAAUUACAAAAAUAGAAAUGGCUCAAAAUCUGAAUAUAGAGGUAUAAAACGCGAAAAUAUACGAAGAGUGAAAAAUGCAAAACCUGUAUCAAAGGAAAGAGAGAAGCUUGUGUGUCCUGUCUGUGGUAUACUGACUUUUGCUCUUGGAAAUCAUAUGGCUACUCAUGAAGAAAAGAAGAAAUACACCUGUACUGAAUGCCCAAGGUCUUUUGUGCAAAAAAGCAAUUUGUUAAUUCACCUCAAACAACACUCAGGAAUAAAGGAUCAUAUUUGUGAAAUUUGUGGUGCAGGAUUUUAUACGCAGAAGUCUUUGGUCAGGCAUAACCUCAUUCACAAAGGAGAAAGACCAUUUCAAUGCAAUUUAUGCUCGAAGAAAUUCAUCGCACGGUGUGAUCUGAACCGCCACCUGCGCAUCCACGCCGGGUACAAGCCGUACAAGUGCGCCACUUGCGCGAUGUCCUUCAACGCCAAGCACCAGCUGCAAAACCACGAGCGAAUGCACACCGGUGAACGCCCCUAUUCCUGUGAAGUGUGUAGCGUGGCCUUCAGUUACAAAGUGAACCUUAACAACCACGUAUUUAAGGUUCACGGCAUAAACUUGAAGUUCAAGUCCAUCCACACGGUGACCGAGGAUAUCCUACGUAAGGAACUGGGCAUGCUCUCUGAGGCGAGCGAGGCCAUCGCACACAUUCUGCCGCAGCUCAGCGAAGCGCCCGCGCCCGCCGCGCACGAGACCGUGCACCACACUUCCGACUACAACGCUUAACACGUGACCAGGCGCCCGGCACCUCCAGCUGCCGCCUACUACCGAUUUGUUAUUUCAACUUAAAAACAAGGUUCUUUAAGUCCAUUUUACUCUGACUAUAGUGUAACAUUGUAUAUAUAGUGUAUCAUUUGGUGGUGAUUUUUUUAUUCACUGUGAUUUCACAGUUGAUUUUUCACACAAAGUGAUAUUUCACACUUAAAAUUGUUUGCUACAUAGUAGUAAUGUGGUCAAGAUCAUUAGCGCUGAUAUUUCACACUUGUGAUUUUCCAAUUUUCGCACUUGCAUCAAAUUAACUCGAUGUUUUUCUCUUCCUUAUAUCCGGCGAUGCAAGUGUUCACUCACAUACUUUGAGCGUCUUAGCUCGGAUCGAUGAUGGAACGCGCAUGGGCGUGUGAAAUAAAAAAAGAUUUCUUCCUAAUUUUUCACAUUUUAUUAGGGUUCUGUACCUCAAAAGAAAAAAGGAACCCUUAUAGGAUAACUUUGUU